Drosophila ananassae is the source of this 791-nucleotide messenger RNA. RefSeq lists its product as uncharacterized. Gene Ontology annotation, molecular function: N-acetyltransferase activity. The record is from RefSeq and is a predicted model, not a curated record. The coding region runs from base 10 to 738 and encodes 242 amino acids. NCBI's taxonomy places the organism in Eukaryota, Metazoa, Arthropoda, Insecta, Diptera, Drosophilidae. The transcript has 3 exons.
ACCCUUUUAAUGAUGAAGGACUGCACCGCCAUUUUAGACGGUGAAUUUGAAAUAUUAAGAGUGACUCCAGAUUUGUAUGAUGACACUGAAGAGAUAUUGGCAAGGAUUUCCCUGGAUCAGGAAUUCGGGUGCCUGGCUACCAGGCUGAAGGAAUCGCCAUUGGCCGUAAGUGAGUUCCGCAUCUUAAUUCGGCACAUCCUUACCCUGGGCAUAUCCUUUGCCAUAAGGCACGUUGAAAGUGGAAGGAUUGUGGCUGCCAUUGCUUGCCUGGUAUACAAUCCAAGUAGGGAAUCUUCCUAUGACAAUCUGGAGAAAAAGUUCAGAAGUCCGAGUAUGCUGAACUAUAUCAGGUUAUUUGAUGCUAUCGAUGAGAGUUUUGAUCUCUACAUGGAUAUAAAUAGCUGGAUGGAGGUGGAGUAUUUGGUGACCUUACCAGAGUUCAGAUGCCGGGGUCUGGCAUACUAUUUAUGCCGGCAUACCAUGGAUUUUGGAAAGCUCAUGGCUCAUGGAAAACUACCUCCGGAAGUGUUCCAUCAACUACCGGUGGAGAUGCAAAUUGAAAGACCGGAGGCUGUUAGCACAUUUGCCACAUCCUUUUACUCCCAAAAAUGUGGCAUUAAGGUGGGAAUGCAAGUGGCGCAAAGGUGGCACAUUUCGGACUUGCAAUCUCUUGGUGUCAACAUUAUAGAUACAAUAGAGGGAUUGGAAUACGCCGAGCUGCAAAUAAUGAGCCUGUAAUAAAUUUAAUACACAUUUUUAACCAUAACGAAAAAAAUUAAAAUAAAUUUAUU